This is a messenger RNA of Meyerozyma guilliermondii ATCC 6260, 1020 nucleotides long. It is a transcript of the gene ARG3, whose product is annotated as ornithine carbamoyltransferase. Bases 1 to 1020 code for a protein of 339 amino acids. Gene Ontology annotation, cellular component: mitochondrion. The record is from RefSeq and is a predicted model, not a curated record. Gene Ontology annotation, molecular function: ornithine carbamoyltransferase activity; amino acid binding. Lineage: Eukaryota; Fungi; Ascomycota; Pichiomycetes; Serinales; Debaryomycetaceae. The transcript has a single exon. Gene Ontology annotation, biological process: L-citrulline biosynthetic process.
AUGUUCAAAAGUUUGUUCAAAUCUAGCUCAAGGAAUUUCACCAUGUCACCAACUGUUUCUUCGGCUUCUCCUCGUCACUUGAAGAGCAUGUUAGAUGUCAACCACCAGGAAUUGACCGCUCUUGUUGAUAACGCCGCCAAGUUCAAGGCAAAUCUCAAGGCUGGCGUGAAUGCUCGUGAAUAUCAUCAAAAACUUUUGGGAAAAUUAGUUGCUAUGUUAUUUUCCAAAAGAUCAACCAGAACCAGAGUCAGUACUGAAGGUGCUGCUGCUUUCUUUGGUGCCCAACCAAUGUUUCUUGGUAAGGACGACAUUCAAUUGGGCGUAAACGAGUCUAUUUAUGAUACAACAAAGGUGAUUUCUUCAAUGGUAUCUUGUAUCUUUGCCAGAGUGAAUAAGCAUAGUGAAAUUUUGGAACUCUGCAAGCACUCAGAUGUCCCUAUUAUCAAUGCCUUGUGUGACAAGUACCAUCCAUUGCAGGCAAUUGCCGAUAUUUUGGCCAUCAAGGAAGCUUUUGGUACUACUCAAGGAUUGAAAUUGACCUGGAUUGGUGAUGCGAACAAUGUCAUCAACGACUUGGCCAUAGCAGCUCUCAAGUCGGGAAUUUCUGUAUCUGUGGUGACACCUUCAGAUAUAAGCUUUGACAGCGAUAUCAAGCAAGAGGCUGAAAAGUUGGCUGAAGCUUCUGGACUUAAAUUCGAGACCCUGCACGAUCCAAUUUCAGCAUUGAAUUCUGCUAAUAUAGUCGUUACCGAUACAUGGAUAUCUAUGGGUGAAGAGGCUCAGAAACAAGCCAAAUUGAAGCAGUUUGCAGGGUUUCAGAUCAGCCAGGAAAUGAUCAAAAAAAGCAAUAUUGCUUCGAAUUGGAAAUUUAUGCAUUGUCUUCCUCGUCAUCCCGAAGAAGUUGCAGACGACGUUUUUUACAGCGACAACUCAAUUGUGUUCCCCGAGGCGGAAAACCGUCUCUAUGCUGCCAUUUCUGUGCUCGAUGCGUUUGUGGUCAAUAGGGGUAAAAUCAUCUAG